UCUCGAAAAGUCAAAUCUAAUUUGGAUAAAAAAUAUUAUCGAGCUUGUCCAUUGAUGAGACAAUUUUCAAUUGAGUGUGGUGCAGAAAUGCCUAAAACGUUAAGAGGUACUAUGCUUAGGAAGCAUAUAGCAACUUACACAUCAAUUUUAAAUAUUGGGGAAGCUUCAGUGGACACCCUCGCCAACUUUCUUGGUCACCACAAAGACAUCCACAAGAACCAUUAUCGACUUCCAGUGCCAGUGGCGGAAAUCACAACAGUUUCAAAGCUUCUAGAAUCAGCAGCAGGGUACGACGAACAACAAGAUGAUGAGGACGACGACGAAGGUGAUGAAGACCAAGUAGAUGAUGGAGACAGUGGUGAAGACAGCGGUGACGACGGCGAUGGAGAAAAUAAUGACGAAAGGGAAGAUGUUGAAGGUGGAGCUAUGGACAAUAAUUUGGAAUCAGAAUAUGAGGAAGAAAAUAAAACACAACCAACAAAACGUAAAAGAAACACCUCACCCUACGGAAAAACAAAACGAACACGUUGGACUUUUCACGAGAUGGAGGAGGAAUUGGGAGAAAUUACCUUUAUAGAAAAGCUGCCGUCAUUAAAAGCAUGCCAGUCGGCAAUAAAUAAAUAUGGUUCACUACGCCAUCGAAGCCCUCAACAACUUAAAUCAUGGCUUCAAAAUAAAAUGAGACAGAAAAAAAAUCUAAUUAACAGCUUUUUAAAAAUAUGUUUAUUUUAAUGCAUAAAAAAGGCUUUUAAAACAAAAAUCAAUUACUUUCCGCCUCACAGGGUAGGGGUUGAUCAAGUCAUUGAAAAUACCAAAUCUAUUAAAUGUUUUUACGGAAAAAAAAUUAGUACAUAAUUAAAGUACAAGAAGUGCAUUAAUUUAGUCAAUCACAACGUACUUAGUACACUCCAGUCCUUUUUGUUCAACAAAUGUAUUUAAUGUUAUUAGUUUUAAGACAGGUAUUAGUUUUAUUUUAU
Molecule: messenger RNA, 977 nt
Organism: Stomoxys calcitrans (stable fly)
Lineage: Eukaryota; Metazoa; Arthropoda; Insecta; Diptera; Muscidae
Exons: 2
Coding region: 55-732 (225 amino acids)
Source: RefSeq, a predicted model, not a curated record